Podarcis raffonei (Aeolian wall lizard) is the source of this 1163-nucleotide messenger RNA. RefSeq names its product nuclear pore complex-interacting protein family member B12-like. Lineage: Eukaryota; Metazoa; Chordata; Lepidosauria; Squamata; Lacertidae. Bases 115 to 792 code for a protein of 225 amino acids. The record is from RefSeq and is a predicted model, not a curated record. The transcript is spliced from 4 exons.
CCGCAGAUAGGAGCCCUUCUAUCCCUGCAGACUCGUUGGCCGGUUGCUAUGGCAGCCGCAGACAGGAGCCCGUCUAUCCCUCUGGAUUCGUUGGCCAGUUGCUAAAGCUGCAGUAUGGCAAAAUGCCCGAACUUCUUUUUACACUUGACCAUGCCAGAUACACAGGAAUCCGACCAGUUCCACCCAGUGGAAGCUAGCACAGUAUCCGCUCCAGGCCUUCCCGUAUAUUACCCGAAUCUUCCAUUUGGGGCGUCUAUGCAACGGUCAGCUUUUGGAAGGUAUAAUCUUUGGGAAAUGAUCCAGCAGAUUCGUUUUUUGGGCCCCCAAGUGCCCCGGGUGCCUGAUCGUCAAAUACGCAGACCACGAAUGAGAGGUGGAAUGAUAAGACAGCAGAUGCCUUUGAUGGGACAGCCCCACGUAAUGCAAGGUGGAGCGAUGGGAGAGCCACAAGCGCCCUUGAUCAAUUUCCAAGGUAGAGGAGGAAGGGAGGCCCCUAGAGGUCCACAGCGCAGAGGCAUGGGACGUCGAGGCAUGGGACGUCAAGGCAUGGGACGUCGAGGCAUGGGACGUCGAGGCAUGGAAGCUCCAGGGAUAGCACCUAGAGGCAUGGCGCCUCCUCAGGGCAUCGAACCCCAGAGAAGGAGGGAACCCAAGCGCAAGAAGUCCAAAGACGAGAAAAAUCAAGGCGUGGAGCCCAGAGAGAGGGAAGAGGAAGAUAUGGAGCCCCCUAGAGACAUGAAGCGCAGACGCAGGAGAUCUCAAGAAAGAGAACCCCCAAGUAAUAAUGCCUGAAGGCAUGGAGCCUCCUAACGGCAUCUAACGUCCCAGAGGCAGCAAAGCCAGGUGCAAGAAUACCCGAGGCAAGAAAAAUUAAGGCAAUGGAGCUCACGAUUUAGGUGUUUCUCAACAGCAGAUCAGUGUGAUGGGAGCCUAAUUCAUCUUGUUAAUAGAAUGCUCUGUUCUUUCGUUCUGAAAAAUGUCUAACCAAAUGGCAUGUUGAAGACAGCAUAGAAAAUGGCUUCUACACCCAUCCUAUGUCUGAACCAGAGCAGUACUGAGGGGAAGAGGGCUCAUUUCCUCUUCUUCCUCCCCUUGUUUAUCUUACUUCUCCCGUCAUUUUGUUUACUUCCUUGAGUUUCAAUUAAAAGUUGGGUUUAGCAAAA